GACAGAUUCUCCUAUUCUACACACAGGAUCACCAUCACCCUCAGACACCAUGGCACAGCCCACAUCUCUGGAAGCCUCCCUGGGAGCCAUCAUCAUGACAUUCCACAAGCACGCUGGUAGUGGAGAUGCAAAGACCCUCAACAAAAAAGAGCUAACCAACCUCAUCAAGGCAGAGCUGCCCAACAUCGCUGGGAAGGGUGGUCCUGAAGUGGAUGACCUGAUGACGAUGCUGGACCAGGAUGCUGACGGCUCCGUGGACUUCAAGGAGUACAUUACCCUGAUUGGAUCCCUUGCCUACGCAUGCAACUGUGCCCUGUUGAGGAGUGUGUGAUUGGAUGUUAAGACCUGCCUGCUUCCAUCUGCUUUGUACAUUACAUUCUACAUGAAUAAAUGGUAGUUUAAUUUUAA
Oncorhynchus mykiss (rainbow trout) is the source of this 408-nucleotide messenger RNA. Its product is annotated as protein S100-A1. NCBI's taxonomy places the organism in Eukaryota, Metazoa, Chordata, Actinopteri, Salmoniformes, Salmonidae. The record is from RefSeq and is a predicted model, not a curated record. Gene Ontology annotation, molecular function: transition metal ion binding; calcium ion binding.